AUGCCUUCUGAAUUUAACCUUCCAGUUAUCGAUAUUUCUUCAUUCACCACUAAUUUAAAUUCUCUGGCUGCGAAACGUGAGACAGCUAAACAGAUUCACGAAGCUUGUCGUGAUGUUGGAUUUUUCUACCUGACGGGUCAUAAUGUACCUCAAGAAAUUAUUGAUAAAGUGUUGAAAUUAGGUUAUGAAUUUUUUCAUUUACCAGAAGAGGAAAAAAUUAAAUAUAGCAUAGCCAAUGAAGAUUAUGCAAGACUUGGUGAGAAUGUUACCAGGUAUCAAAAAGAUUGGCACGAGGCACUUGAUUUCUACAAACCGAUACCUCGUGUGCAUCCAUUGGUCUUGAAAAACCUACCUUUGAGAGGUGAAAAUCAAUGGCCCGAGAACCCGGGAGAAUUUCGUUCAGUAUUUAAUGAAUACAUAAACCUUAUGCUGAGAUUGGGUGCUCAUGUGAUGAGUGCCAUCGCAUUAGGGUUAGGAUUAGAGGAAGAUUUCUUUGAAAAAUUUAUAAACGAGUCAUUUUGGGUUAUGAGAGUUAUCGGAUAUCCGGAUCUUAGAAGUGUAAAAGACAAAAGCCGCGUAAAUUUUAGCUGCGGUGAACACACAGAUUACGGGUAUGUAGAAAUCAAUGUAUCAAACGAUAACACCAAAGGAGCCUUGCAAGUUCAAAGAAAAGAUGGCACUUGGAUUAAUGCUGAUCCAAUACAAGGUGCUCUUGUGGUGAACAUCGGCGAUAUGUUGAAUGUCUGGUCGAAUAACGUGUAUAAAAGUACUCUUCAUAGAGUCAUUCACAAGGGUGAUGAUUAUCGUGUAUCAACCACUCGAGCCUUGUUUAAAACUCGAUCCCGUGAGACAUCAUGA
Molecule: messenger RNA, 858 nt
Organism: Funneliformis mosseae
Lineage: Eukaryota; Fungi; Glomeromycota; Glomeromycetes; Glomerales; Glomeraceae
Source: the annotation of a GenBank genome assembly